AUGGCCUCAAGCUGGGCCACACUGUCCCUGCUGCUCCUGGCAGCCUGGAGCGUGGGUCGUGGUGCCGCCUUCAAGUGCUACACCUGUCAGAAUCCCACGGUUAGUGCCUUGUGCAAGAACGUGACUUACUGCAAGCCGGACGCAACAGCUUGCAUGACCACUGUGGUGACUGUGGAGUCGGAAUACCCCUUCAAUGGGAGCCCCGUGGUAACCCGCUCCUGCUCCACCUCCUGUGUGGCCACCGACCCCGACAGCUUCGGAGCUCUCCACCCCAUCUACUGCUGCUUCCACAACCUCUGCAAUGUCGAAGGGUAG
Messenger RNA from Loxodonta africana (African savanna elephant), 315 nucleotides. RefSeq names its product secreted LY6/PLAUR domain containing 1 (gene SLURP1). The transcript is spliced from 3 exons. The record is from RefSeq and is a predicted model, not a curated record. NCBI's taxonomy places the organism in Eukaryota, Metazoa, Chordata, Mammalia, Proboscidea, Elephantidae. Bases 1 to 315 code for a protein of 104 amino acids. Gene Ontology annotation, cellular component: plasma membrane.